Cuscuta epithymum is the source of this 2153-nucleotide messenger RNA. The record is from the annotation of a GenBank genome assembly. Lineage: Eukaryota; Viridiplantae; Streptophyta; Magnoliopsida; Solanales; Convolvulaceae.
UCUACUCAUGGCCUCCUCCAUCAACCCCACCCAUUUAUCUACUCUCACUCAACCAUUGGAGAAGGUCUGUACCCCCUUCUCAUCCAAAAUCCUACAAAAACCCUGCCGCCGCCAGCCGCCUCCCCGCCACUACAAAAAAUUCCACGGUCAAAGUGGCGGCGGCGGCAUCUAAGUAUCCGAUUUCCAACACCGGAUUUCAAAAAGAUGUACAUGACGUGGAUUUCUUCGGCUCAUACUUUAAUGAUGAAGGUCACAACGACCAUCUCCGGGAAGAGUGCGGCGUUAUAGGAAUCUACGGCGACCCGGAGGCCUCCCGCCUCUGCUAUCUAGCUCUCCACGCCCUCCAACACCGCGGUCAGGAAGGAGCCGGCAUCGUCGCCGUCCACGACAAUGUUCUUCAACACAUCAUAGGCGUCGGAUUGGUCUCAGUCUCUCAGACGUCUUCACCGAAUCCAAACUCGACCAGCUUCCCGGUGAAGUGGCCAUCGGACAUGUCAGGUACUCUACCGUCGGCUCCUCGAUGCUUAAAAACGUUCAACCGUUUGUCGCGAGCUGUAGGUUUGGUUCAGUCGGGGUGGCUCACAAUGGCAAUUUAAUAAAUUACGAAGCCCUGCGUGCGACCCUAGAGGAAAACGGGUCAAUUUUCAAUACGACCUCAGACACAGAGGUGAUUCUUCACCUCAUUGCUAUAUCAAAGGCCAGACCUUUCAUUCUUAGAAUUGUAGAAGCAUGUGAGAAGCUCGAGGGAGCCUAUUCUUUGGUGUUUGUGACAGAAGAUAAACUAGUAGCUGUUAGAGACCCUUUAGGAUUUAGACCAUUAGUAAUGGGUAGAAGGAGAAACGGGGCCAUAGUUUUCGCUUCUGAAACAUGCGCUUUAGACCUAAUUGAGGCCACAUAUGAGCGCGAGGUUCAUCCCGGUGAAGUUGUGGUGGUUGAUAAAGAAGGGGUUCACUCACUAUGCUUGAUGUCUCGCCCAGAGUCCUCCAAAUCAUGCAUCUUUGAGCACAUUUACUUCGCUCUCCCAAAUUCUGCCGUUUUUGGGAGGUCUGUUUAUGAAUCUAGACACAAAUUCGGACAGAUACUGGCAAUUGAAUCCCCCGUAGAAUGUGAUGUUGUGAUUGCGGUCCCCGAUUCCGGAGUUGUGGCUGCACUAGGUUACGCUGCUGAAGCGCAGGUCCCGUUCCAACAAGGGCUAAUAAGGUCACAUUAUGCUGGUAGAACCUUCAUUGAGCCGUCACAAAAGAUUAGAGAUUUUGGGGUGAAACUCAAGCUCUCGCCCGUCAAAGUCGUAUUAGAGGGGAAAAGGGUUGUGGUUGUUGAUGAUUCUAUUGUUAGGGGGACCACUUCGUCAAAGAUUGUUAGAUUGUUGAAGGAGGCAGGGGCUAAGGAGGUGCAUAUGAGGAUUGCAAGCCCUCCGAUCAUAGCGUCUUGUUAUUACGGGGUCGACACGCCGAGUUCAGAAGAGUUGAUAUCGAACCGGAUGAGUGUGGAUGAGAUUAGGGCAUUUAUCGGAUCAGAUUCACUUGCGUUUCUUUCGAUAGAUAGCUUGAAAAGGCAUCUGGGGACUGAUGACCAGAAUUUCUGCUUUGCGUGUUUUUCUGGGAAGUACCCGGUCCUGCCAACGGGAAAGGUGAAGAGGGUUGGGGAUUUUAUGGAUGAUGGGUUGAGUGGAAACAUGGGGUCUGUCGAUGGAGGUUGGUUUCACAAAACUAAGAUUCUGAACGAGGAUGAAGGUGAGAUAGCAACUGCCACAUUUUAACUCAUCAGUUUAAAUAAAUGAUUCUGAACUUCUUCAAGGAGGGUGUUUGAUGCUUUAAUGGGAUCCAUUCUGCCAACAUCACUAUUGUGUUUGAUAUUGCUGCAACUAUCGCAAUCCAGUGUCACAGUGAUGCUAGUUUACGGUGGUCCUAGUGGUUAGAAGUUGGAAGUAGAGAUAUCACUAAUCAGAUAACUCAGGAUAGAACUGGUUGUUUAGACUUUAGAGGCUGUUCCACAUUUGUUUUAACCCUUCCAUCUGAUUUGAUUCAUGUUGCACUAUAAGUCUAUAACCUUGUUUGAUCACUUUUUGUUUAAUACUAAGGUUUUAGAUGUGUUUUUUUAUUACGUAGUACUAUAAUCCGCCUUGAUGACUAUUGCUUGGAACCUGGAUAAUA